This is a messenger RNA of Amphiprion ocellaris (clown anemonefish), 438 nucleotides long. RefSeq names its product ladderlectin-like. Gene Ontology annotation, molecular function: signaling receptor activity. Bases 1 to 438 code for a protein of 145 amino acids. The transcript has 4 exons. The record is from RefSeq and is a predicted model, not a curated record. NCBI's taxonomy places the organism in Eukaryota, Metazoa, Chordata, Actinopteri, Pomacentridae.
AUGGUAGACUCCAGGAGGGUUUUGGUUUUUUCUGUUCCUCCCCCCAUCCAGAGCUACUGUCUUGGUUUUGGUGCAAACCUUGCAUCCGUCCAUUCACUUGAGCAGUAUAAUUGGCUGAGAAGCAUGAUUAAAGGUGUAACUCAGGGGAAUCCAGAAACAUGGAUUGGAGGCUCUGACUGCCAACAGGUAUAUUUUAUUUACUGUUACAAAACAUCAUUUUGGAGUGAUGGUACUCCUUUCAAAUACAGUUUCUGGGGCCCUGGACAGCCUGACAAUAGUGGUGGUGGCCAGGACUGUCUUCAAAUGAACUGGGGAGAUGUGAGGACGACUCCGCCCAGUGUUGGACCUCUAGUGUUCUGUGGAGCUGGUCUCACAGUCGGUCUGCUCGGUGUGGCAGCUGGAAUCUUCUUCUUUAUCAAAGGACACAAGCGCAGCUGA